ACGUUAUGUCUGACACGGGAAAGGUCAAAGGUGAAACUCGUGGUUUGGAUGUUUAGCGGGCUCCAAAACAAACUCGGUUGCUAGUUUUUUCCCCUCCACCUAAUGUCUGAAAGGACCACAUCCACUGCAUGUAACCAGGUUUGACUGGGACAUUUGGUUUCGUUUUAAAUCCCGUCUUAUCGCUAAAGAAGUCUUUCGCUUCCGGUUUGUUAUCUGAUAUAGAUACAUUUGCUGUAGUUGGUUAGCGGCUAACAGUUAGCUGCCUGCUUUUCCCGGGUUAGUGUUCCGUUUUGCUCCUCAGUCAGCUGUAGAAUAAAACUGCACUCACUACACACUGUUAUAACAAACCUUUUUAAACACCCGCGGGUUUAUUCUGUAAUACUAAGCCAGGCAGUAUAGUGAAGGUGAAGUUCCCUCGCUAAUUUGGCUAACAUACAGCUAGCUGAGCUAAGUCGGUGUAGUAGUAAUGGCGGAGAGACCUGAGGACCUGAACCUGCCCAACGCUGUUAUCACCCGCAUUAUCAAAGAGGCUUUACCAGAUGGUGUAAAUGUGUCCAAAGAGGCAAGAAGAGCCAUAUCUCAAGCAGCCAGUGUAUUUGUUCUGUAUGCUACAUCAUGUGCCAACAGUUUUGCCAUGAAAGCCAAAAGGAAGACUCUAAACGCCGGGGAUGUGAUGUCUGCUAUGGAGGAGAUGGAGUUUGAGCGAUUCUUGCCACCUCUGCGCGAGGCUCUUGAGGCCUACAAAAAGGGCCAGAAGGGGAAAAAAGAGGCAUCUGAACAGAAACGUAAGGAUAAAGAGAAGAAGAAUGGCACAGAAGAAAAUGACAAGGGCAGAGAGGAAGAGGAGGAUGAAGAAGAGCACAUAGAGGAUGAGCAGGAUGGAGAGAACGAGGGAGAGGAGGAAGAUGUGGAGAAUUGAGGGAGAAUGGCAGAAGUUCAGCACCAUUUUCUACCCACCCUGGUUCCUAAAGACACUCUAGUUGUGUGUCCACUGUGAGAAGAAAAGGGAGAGAAUACAAACAGCCAGCACUUGAUCUCUAUGAAAAAAUAAAAUUAGGCACCGAGGAUUAAAAGAUACUUGAAUGAUGGCUUUGUUCCCAUCUCUACCCUGUUUAUGAGAAGUGUUUAUGUUCCAGGUUCAUGUUGUACUUGUCUUCUCAGUAGCAGUAUACUUGGUAUCUUCACCUGCAUGGUUUAGAAAUGAAAUUUGACCAUAUCAGUGUACCUGUAGCUUAAACAGACUGAGCGCGAGGCUGUGCGUACAUUCUGAAAAGUCGGAUUGUCUCUUUUUGUGGAAUUGAUGUCUGCAGGUGAAGUUGUAUUGUUAAAAAGUCAUCCACAUCUUUUGGUGCUUCAUCUUGGAAUAAAUUGUACAGGAAAGUCUGGCAGCACAUUGUAAAAUUCAGGGAAUGUGGAAAAUGCAUUGUUGAAACAGAGACAGGGAUGUUUUUGAUAGUUUCCUCACAUCUGGGUCAGGGCUUUGCUGGUAUCAGGCCUUGAUACAUGUUUUAACUUUCAAAUAAAUUUGUACUUUUGUAGGACUCAGUCAGCCCACCCUGAACUGGUUUUCAUAUUAAAGGGUUUUUUGUGUAAA
This is a messenger RNA of Pangasianodon hypophthalmus (striped catfish), 1594 nucleotides long. It is a transcript of the gene pole3, whose product is annotated as polymerase (DNA directed), epsilon 3 (p17 subunit). NCBI's taxonomy places the organism in Eukaryota, Metazoa, Chordata, Actinopteri, Siluriformes, Pangasiidae. The coding region runs from base 467 to 919 and encodes 150 amino acids. The record is from RefSeq and is a predicted model, not a curated record. Gene Ontology annotation, cellular component: CHRAC; epsilon DNA polymerase complex. Gene Ontology annotation, molecular function: chromatin DNA binding; protein heterodimerization activity. The transcript has 4 exons. Gene Ontology annotation, biological process: heterochromatin formation; DNA damage response; leading strand elongation.